Molecule: messenger RNA, 2600 nt
Organism: Phyllotreta striolata
Lineage: Eukaryota; Metazoa; Arthropoda; Insecta; Coleoptera; Chrysomelidae
Source: the annotation of a GenBank genome assembly
AUGUCGCACAGAACCUACACGGAGCUGUUCAAAACCGCCGAAGACGGCCUCCACGAGGCCCUCCAGCUGGAACCGGUCCAAGCGGACAGGCGCGACGACCGCCCCCUCCUGGCGACCCUCUACAUCAAGUACAUAACCGCCGCCAACCGCCUCGCCGAGUGCGUCGAUCAAAUGGUCCAGCCGCAGAAGAGGCGGCUCCUGCUGAAGCUGCUCGAAGCCGCCCUGGGCCGGAUCCUCGAGCUGAAAGCCGACCUGGUGGAGGCCGACCUCAACGACUUCACCCACUGCGGCGACGCCUUAGAGAAACUGAGAGCCACCCCUGAGCAGAGGGAACUCGCCGUGCCCGAUUGCUUCAGAAGGCAACGGCAGGAUCAGAUCGAUUACAACAAAAAAGUUAUCGAGGACACGCUGACGAAACUGGGGUACCUGGACGAGGCGCCGAAGAAGCCGCCGGUGAGCGAGCAGCAGGCCAUACUGCUCAUCCAGACGCACGAGCGCGCCCGCCAGGGCCGCGUCCGCCACCAGUUCAUGAAAGAGAUCCGAUCGACGAAGGAGAAGGGCAAGCCGGCGGCGGCGGAGUCGGCCGACGAGCAGGCGCGGCGCGGCGGCGUCAGCCUCGCCGCCGCCAUGCUCAUCCAGAAGAUAUGGCGCGGGUACGUGGCGCGGCGCGCCACCCGCCGGCGCAAGCUGCAGGAGAUGCUGCUCAUCGGGAUGGUGCCGCCGGCGAGGGCGGCCGGCGAGGAGGCGGAGCGCGACCGCGCCAACCGGCGCCGCAGGCGGGAGUUGCAGGCGCAGCGGCGCGCCGAGUACGAGCGAGCCGUGAAGGAGGCGCGCGAGCGCCUGGAGAAGCACCAGCGGGACGCGGUGUUGGAGCAGUUGGGCGAUCAGGCGAGGGCGUGGUUGUUGGAUUACAAGAACUCCACCGGUAAGAUACCGGAGUAUACCGGAGAGGAUCGCAGCGCUUCGAGGACGUUGCCCAGCAGACAAGGUACCGACAGCGAAUUGAGCAAAUCCACGCAAAUCUCCUCCAAAGAAUCCAAAACGAAGAAGGAUAAAGGCAGCAAAGAUGGUAAACAGGAUGCUGCCGAAGAAGAGGACCAAUCCACCAAAGCUAUGGUCUCCACGUUCGUGCCCGAGCUGAAUUUGAGGAAGGAGGAAUACGAUGAAGUGUGGAGGAACAAGGACGAAAGCGGUAAUUUCAGACAGUACCACUACAAGAGCAUGAUCGAGCAAGAGCAAAUGGCCGAUAUGGAGAAACAGCUCAGGAAAAUCGUCGAUGAAAUGAUGAUGGCCGAACUGGAGCUGCUUCAGGAAGCCUUCGAUAAGGAUAGAGGUCACAAAGGCAAGAAGAAAUCGAGCAAAAAGGCGAGGCGAGCGGGCAAGAAGAGCAAAAAGAAGAAAGAGAAAGACCUAACGCCCGACAGGACUACGGAAUCCUUAUUCGAAGAAUUAGUAGCAAAUGGAAUAAUCAAAAAGUACCCCGAGGUGUACAUGUCGGACUUCCUGGGCGACAUUUCCUACCACCCUCCGGCGCCGUUCAACGCGGGCCCCGAUCCGCCCAUGUCGCUCGGCGACGUUCGCCAGCUGCUCGUCGAGUACUGCGUCGUGCCGAUGCUCACCGGCCACCUCCACCAAUCCGCUCCCCACGUCAAGUCCCUCCUGCUGGCCGGCAGCCGGGGCAGCGGCAAGAGCCACCUGCUGCACGCCGUCUGCACGGAAACGGGCGCGGUGCUCUUCGAUCUGACGCCCUCCAACAUCGUGGGCCGGUACCCCGGCAAGUCCGGGCUCAUCAUGCUCGUCCACCUGGUGCUAAAAGUGGCCAGGUUGCUCCAGCCAGCCGUCAUCUACAUGGACAACGCCGAGCGGCCGUUCGUCAAGAAGAUACCCAAAACGGACAAGAGCGAUCCCAAGCGGUUGAAGAAGGAUUUACCGAAAAUUGUCAAAAAUUUCAGCGCGGAGGAUCGAGUGAUGCUGAUAGGCACGACGAGUUGUCCGUGGGACAGCGACCAGAAGCUCCUGCAGCAGGUGUACCAGAAAUUCGUGAUGAUACCGUCGCCGAACUACAGCUCCAGGUACACGGCUUGGAAGUCGCUGCUGGGCCGCUACAUGCCCAACAACUGGGAGUUCGACAUGGGACUGAUGAGCCGCAUCUCCGACGCCUACACCAUAGGUGCCAUUCUGGACUCGAUACGCGAGGUGAUGACGGUGAAGAGGACCCUCCAGCUGCGCAUCCGUUCGCUCAGCCCCUUCGAGCUGGUGAACGCGCUCUGCAAGCGGACGCCCGUCUACAAGGAGGAGGAGGAGUGCUUCGAGCAGUGGUGGACCAAGGUGCCCAUCGUGCGCAGGCGAAUCAAAGCCGUGGAAGCGCUCCUCGAGGAGCAAGCCGAAAUCCAGGCGAAGCAACAGGCCAAGGCCAAGAAGAAAACUUGAAAGAAAAUUAUACACCAGGUCCUACACUCCCAAAUAUUCCCAUUUUUUAAACUCCCCCAGGUCCUUUCUAAGUUUCUCACGUAGAUUAUUCCACAGAUCAUCCAUGAAUUCUUCCCCUAGAUGCUCUCCAAGGUCCUUUCUCAGGUUCUCACACAGAUUCUCCCACAGAU